UAUUUCCCCAAAAUCUCACCCUCUCAACAUGCUUAUACGUUGAAAGCACACAUCUUUUGGCAAUGAAAAACCCACGACCUUCCAGUCCACCUGCGUCUCCCUGUAUAUAUGGAUCAAACUUGCCUUAAUUGGAUCGAGCAACCGGGAGCAGCCGGUGACUCCCUUACCCUGAAAGGCUUCCCAUUUCCCAGUGUACAAGAUGCUUCACAUGCCCCCGCGAGCCUCGCGGCUCCGAGUUCUCCGUCCCUUCCUGUGUCGUCCGGUACAAAUCGAGUUCGGGUUCUAUACUUGGUCUUCCAUUCUUCAAACCACCACUAGCUGUUCAAUCAGCUUUCAACUUCCCACUUACAGAUUGGCCUUGCUGCAUCUUAUCCUCGAUUUAAGCUUGGAGCUUGGUCUUCCCCAGUUCAAACCGCUUUCUCCUGAUAAAUCUAAGAUUUCUUUUACUUACCUUUCCAGAUCGGCCUUUCUGCGUCUUUUCCUCUAUCGUAGAUUGAAUCUUUAGUUGAUUGUUAGUUCAAAGUUAGAUCUUGAUCUAGCACAGUUUAAGCUUCUGCUAGGCAUUCGAACUUUGUCGUUCGAAGUUCGAUGACUAGGGCAGAAGUUCGGAGAAGAAUGCUGGUUUUUUUAUCAAAGUGUAAAAUUGGGGUUCUCGUCGUCGUUUUCCUUCUUGUUGGAUUCACUGCAGUGAAUGAGCUGCUGAAGCCGGUACCUAAUGGAUGCAUUAUGACCUAUAUGUACCCGACUUACAUACCAAUCUCGACGCCGGCCAAUGUAUCUUCAGACAAGUAUGGGCUUUUCCUUUAUCAUGAAGGGUGGAAGAAAAUCGACUUUGCUGAGCAUAUUAAGAAGCUCGAUGGAGUCCCGGUUCUGUUCAUUCCUGGAAAUGGUGGUAGCUACAAGCAGGUUCGUUCCUUGGCUGCGGAAUCUUCUAGGGCGUAUCAAGGUGGACCACUCGAGGCAACUUUUUAUCGAGAAGCACCCUUUGUAAAUGUUGAACUCUCAAAUUCUUUCAAGUACCCUACGAAAUAUGAACAAAUGUUGAACUGGUUCGCCGUGAAUCUUGAGGGGGAGCAUUCCGCGAUGGAUGGACAAAUACUCCAAGAGCAUACUGAAUAUGUUGUAUAUUCUAUUCAUAGGAUAUUGGAUUUGUAUAAAGAUUCUCAUGAAGCAAGAUUGAAAGGAGCUGAUGCCUCUGGAGGCUCGCCCAAUAGUGUAAUAUUGGUGGGCCAUUCUAUGGGCGGAUUCGUAGCUAGAGCUGCAGUAAUUCACCCACACUUGCGAAAGUCAGCAGUUGAGACUAUCUUAACCCUCGCUAGCCCUCAUCAGGCACCUCCUAUUGCAUUGCAGCCAUCUUUGGGUCAUUAUUUUUCGCAAGUUAAUCGCGAAUGGAAAAUGAGGUUCAUGGCCGGUCAUGCUUUUCAUGGCUCCAAACUCUCCCAUGUUCUUGUUAUAUCUGUUUCUGGUGGAAUUUAUGAUUACCAGGUUCGGUCAAAGUUGGCUUCUUUAGAUGGCAUUGUUCCUUCCACGAAUGGUUUUAUGAUAAGUAGUUCUAGCAUGAAGAACGUAUGGCGUUCAAUGGAGCACCAGACUAUUCUUUGGUGCAAUCAAUUAGUCGUCCAGAUAUCACAUACACUUCUUACUUUGAUAAAUCCUGAAAACAGACGACCGUAUACAAAUUUGGAGAAAAGGCUUCUUAUUUUUACCAGAAUGUUGCAAAGUGGUUUACCUCAGAGUUUGGGGCUGAUAAAACUAAGACAAUCAUCAUCAACUUCUCAAAACCAUCCCGUUGUUGGUGCACAGGAUGCUACAGGAUUGCAAAUUGAUGGAUUUUCUUCUUGCCCACCAUUUUUUCGCUGGAGAGGUGAUGUACUUGAGAAAGAUCUUUACAUUCACUCAACUUCUGUCACCGUGCUAGCCAUGGAUGGGAGAAGGCGGUGGUUGGACAUAAGAAAUCAGAGCUCAAAUGGCAAAGAACACUUCAUAUUUGUAACAAAUCUUGCUCCAUGUUCUGGAGUUAGGCUUCACCUUUGGCCUGAGAAGCAUGGAUCAUCAACAGGAGACAAAAUGCUGCUUGAAAAUGGAGUUCUGGAGGUGACUUCAAAAAUGGUCUACAUUCCAACUGGACCUGCUCCAAGGCAGAUUGAACCAGGAAGCCAGACUGAGCAAGCACCUCCAUCUUCAGUUCUAAUAUUAACACCCGAAGAAAUGCAAGGAUAUAGGUUCCUAACUAUAUCUGUUGCUCCACGGCCGACUGUUUCAGGUCGCCCUCCCCCAGCUGUAUCUAUGGCAGUUGGACAGUUCUUCAAUCCAAAGGACGGAGAGUGGGAAUUUUCUCCCAAUUUGCUCCUUCGCUCUACCUAUUCUAAAGAGGAAAUGCUUUUGAAGGAGGAUCAUGCUCUUGCAUUGAAUCUCUCGUUCUCUGUAAGCUUAGGUGUUUUGCCUGUAACUAUAUCAUUGCAAACAGAAGGCUGUGGAUUGAAAGACUCCGCUGAUCAUGUGGAUGAAAGCAGUCUUUGCAGGUUACGCUGUUUCCCACCCGUAGGUCUUGCGUGGGAUUCUGUUUCUGGCCUACAUGUUAUUCCUAACAUCAACUCUGAAACUGUGAUUGUUGAUUCUUCGCCGGGGAUGUGGGAUUCCAGUCAGGGUUCUGACAGAACUAACGUAUUUUUGUUGGUGGAUCCUCAUUGUUCUUAUAAAAUCAGUGUUGGUGUGUCUGUCACAACUGCUGCAAGCAGAUUCUGUCUUCUCUAUUCUUCACAGAUUAUUGGCUUCAUGGUAACUGGGGUUCUUUUUGCUUUAAUGCGACAAGCACAUGCCUGGGAACUGGAUUUGUCAUUUCCAUCCGUUUUGACAUCUGUUGAGUUAAAUUUGAGAAUGCCGCGCUCUUUCUCACUGCUGGUUGUGUUACCUAUACUCGCUUCUAUAGUAAUGUCAUUGUAUGACGACCACGAACUUCCAGUUUUGAGCUAUGUCAGCAUCUCGAUAGUCUGCUAUUUAAUUGCAAACGGAUCUCUGAUCAUUUUGAUCUUCGGUUCUCAGUUAAUUUUUUACAUGGUUGCUAUUCUUCAUGUUUUUGUCAAAAGACGCUGGCUAGCUUUGCAAGAAAAUUUCUGUGCUGCUUUUCUUCGGCAGAUUAUCAAAUUUUUAUCUAUGCUUUGGUCAUUAAAGGUUGUGCAGAUUCUGAGAUUAAAUCCAACUCUUGUUGUUGGAUUUCUUUCAAUUUCUUUGGUCUGCUUUGUUCAUCCGGCGCUUGGUUUGAUCGUGAUACUCUUUUAUCAUUCUCUCCAUUGUCAUUCAGCUCUUUGCAGUUUUUUGGCGGCUUCAUUUCGCAGUAAUUCUCGCAGGAGGGAGUUCGAUGAACCCAAAUCUUUGAGCUCAUCUUUUCUAUCUCAAACAAAAUCCAUUGAUGCUCAUGAUCCACUUCUUCCUAUCGAUGAUAGCAGCACAAACUUAGGCAAAGGCUUUGGGGAGAGUCAGUUAGAGAUCUUCAACUACAAGCAUGGCAUACUGAUAUUGCAUCUUCUUGCAACUCUUAUGUUCAUUCCAUCUCUGGCUGCUUGGCUCCAGAGAAUUGGGAUGGGAUCGAGCUUCCCAGGGUUCAUCGACUCUUUCGUAUGUAUUGGAAUCAUCCUCCAUGGCCUCUCUGGAUCAAGACCAGAUAACUACUUCCUCUCAAUCCCCAUACCUCUUGCCCGACGAAGAGAACUCAGUCUAACCCAAGUUUUCCUCAUCUCCGGAUACUAUUCCUUCCUAUGUGCUCUCGCUUCUUCGCCUUACAAAGCACUCUACGCCAUGGCUGCCGUCGGCAUCAUCUCCGUCGCUUUCAGAAUUAUUGAUCGAUAUCGCCAUGCAGGAAACAGCCAUCACAGAAAUAACAGAAAGCAUUCUCACAGACAUUAGUAUAGAUUUUGGAGGAUUUCAAACAGUUUGUGCUAUAAAAGUUUUUAUUUUUAUUAUUUUUUUUCUAUUUUGAGAUUCCAUGUGAGAGCAUUUAUGGAGUUUUAAUUAUUGGAAUUUUGGCUGGAUCAGAUUCUUUGUGUAGUGAUAGGAGUUUCAGAAUGUGUUUAUUAGCAUAAGUUUCAGAACUGUUCUUGUCAAAGCUGUGAAUUUUGCA
This is a messenger RNA of Phalaenopsis equestris, 4117 nucleotides long. RefSeq lists its product as uncharacterized. The record is from RefSeq and is a predicted model, not a curated record. Gene Ontology annotation, molecular function: hydrolase activity, acting on ester bonds. Lineage: Eukaryota; Viridiplantae; Streptophyta; Magnoliopsida; Asparagales; Orchidaceae. The coding region runs from base 589 to 3903 and encodes 1104 amino acids. The transcript is spliced from 18 exons.